Messenger RNA from Acyrthosiphon pisum (pea aphid), 1806 nucleotides. RefSeq lists its product as uncharacterized. The record is from RefSeq and is a predicted model, not a curated record. Lineage: Eukaryota; Metazoa; Arthropoda; Insecta; Hemiptera; Aphididae. Bases 778 to 1338 code for a protein of 186 amino acids. The transcript has 2 exons.
GUGUAAUGUACUUAUUUAGAUUUUGACUGAUGUUGAAUAAUAUAAUAGAAAAUUCAUUUUUAAUUGUAUUUUGUUUGUGUUUCAUGAACUAUGACGUUUUUAUAGAGUCGGUUUGCAUAAUUGUUCUGUAACAACUUACAGAUCUGUAAGUGCGUUAAAGGCUCUGUAAAUAAAAUUAGGUGUUGCUUGAACGCUCGGUAAAGUUACCAGCUCUGUAAAUUAUUGGCUACCGGACCUCUAAACUGCAUAUAGGAUUUUGCAUCUGUAACUACUUACAAAUUGGUUAAAAUAAUAUAAUAUUAUUAUAAUGAUAAGAAAAACACAUUAUAUAUUUGGUGUUAUGAAAUAUAUGGUUUUUUUUUUUGGUAACCACGGUUAUCAAUAAUUUAAUAUUUCUUUAUGCAACACUAGCAUAGUUUACACAAUCAUUAAAACCUUACAGGGUCAGUAAAUUACAGAGCCGGUAAUAAAUGUACAGACUGUUCUUUAAGCAACCCGGCCUAUAAUAAUAAUUUAAAAACUAAACCUGCCUACUUUUAAAGAAUAUUAAGUAUGUUUUUUUUUCAAUUACACAAGUUAUUUCAGUUGCUUAGGAAUUAUUUAUGAAAACAGUUUUAUCAAAAUAUUAAAAUAUCACAAAAUUAUAAAUAACAUAUAGAAAAGUAUCGAUUCAAACAACUCAUAUUUGUUCAAAUUUAAAUUCUAAAGAUACGAUCAAAAUUAUAAUUACUAUUAUACCGCAAACAGUGGUCCGCGGGGUAGUGCGUAAACAAAUUCAUGCCGAGAAAUAAAACGACGUGUGACGAAAACCGGCCGACCGCCGAGUUCGACCGGUUUGAGUUCCGGGGCGGCCGGCUGAUCGUCGGCUGCAAGUGUACUAGGAACGAUGGGAUGCAGCACGAAUGCGAGCGACUGAAGUGCAUGGCCGACCGGACGUCGUGUUUAACGUACCCGGCGGCCACUUGCCUUCCCAGCCGGCCGUGUCCGCCGCGGCCACCACAUCAUGCCCAGGACAACGGCUACCGUGACGACAGCCGUGCCGAGUCGCAGUCGUCGCAUCAGCCGGUGGAUGGUGGAGGCGGUAACGGUGGCAGCGUUGGCGGUGGUACCGGCGUCGUAGGGACCGGCGUCGGAGGGACCGGCGGCGAGCGAUCGCCGGGACGUGACGUGCGUUACCGAUCUUUCAACUCGCGUCGCAUGCGAAAGUGGGCUUCUGAUCAAUACGACGACCGUCCCGCCCUCAGAAAGUUUUUCCGACCGUGCCGCGUUCACUGUGAUCAAUUCCGGCCGGCCACUGACGUCUGUGCACGAGACAUCAAGGCGAAAGUGAUUUUAUAAUGAUUCCGUAGGGUAUAACAUAGGUGAGCCGCAACCGUUAAUAAAAUUAUUUGUAAAGUCAUCGUCUUCAUACUUUCGAAUUGAUUGGUUUUUUUUUCUCAAGUUACAAUUAUUGUAACUGUUGGUCAUUUAUCGAGUAAAGACUCCUACGACACGUAAUUUCUUGAUCUGGCCCCCGAGUGUUACACUAUCCCUGUAUACUUUUUCAGUUGAUGGGCUUCAGCGGAUUAACACGUUUGUUAGCGUCUAUCUGUACUCCGACACAUGCAUGAGGACGUGUUUAACAACGUGUCAUCAACGUCGCUGUAAUAUGAGCUGUUCAUGUACCUUAAGAUUAGUAAAAAUAAUAAUAAGACUGACCUUUGACUGUGUGACGAAUGACGAUCACAUAUUUACUUUUAUACGUUAUAUUAUAAUAAUGUAAAUCAGGUAGUGUUAUAAAUAAAAUAUAGACACGUAUCAAAUCAA